AUGCUAGGUAUGGUCAAUAGUGUCUCCAGUGCCAUGGUGCCUGUUGGUGGCACAGCCACAGAUCUACCUGCAUGGUACCUAAAGGGGGGGAAAUUUGUAAAGAUUACCUUCCCCAAUGGUACCCAGAAAACUGUCCCAACCAUUGAAAAACUGCAGAACAUCAAGAAGUGCAAGGGGUUAGAAGGGUACAUGGAUUUUGGCGUCAGAAAGACAUUCCCCCAUGGCAUGUGGUUAGAUAUCAAGACUAAGGCUGCAUACCCAGUCCUCUACCACUUCCCAGAGGACUGGGCUGGGAGAGCCUUGAUGAAGACCAUAUGCAAAAACAAGCAUGACACCAAGGCAAAUAAGCAAGGGCAGCUAUGCAGAGGGAAGAAUGCCAAUACAAAUGCCCCUCUCCAAAGCGCCAAGGAAGAUCCUGCCAAAGAAGAGCCCAUCAAAGAAAAGCCUGUCAAGGAGGACCCCAUGGCCAAAGAACCUGCAGAUGAAGAACCUGCAGGUACCAUUGGACCCAACUUAGACAAGGAUGAUGUUGGAGUGCAGGUGAGCUCAACAAGGACUGCAGAUUUAGGAAAGAAGCGCUGCUGUAUUGAGGAUUCCAAUAGCAAGGAUGAACCAGAGGUCAAGCAAUCUGUAUUCAAGGCUUGCACCUUGACUCCGGCCCUGACUCCCACAUCCAAUGCUCCAGUGCUCAAGCCCUCUGCUUGCGCAUCCAAAUCUUCCUCUUGCACGCAUAAGCCUGCUGGAUCCAAUACUCCUGCAACUAAGGCCAAGACCCCCACUGCUGCUGCCAUUGCCAAGUCUGCCAGUGCCUUAACCAAGGCACCUACACCUGCUUCCAUUGCCAAAUCCUUGUCCAUAUUGAAGCCAUCCCUGCCUCUAAAGGUGCCUCUGGCUACUGUGAAAAAGGCAGGCAUUGGUAAGACUACCAAUCAAACAGUACUGAUCACCAAGUCCACCAAUACAGGUGCAUUGCCAAGUCUCAAGAGGAAGGCUCAACCUGAACCUGGCCCCAGUGUGGAAUUCAACCUUGAAACUGCAACCAAACCAGCAAAACCCCCGCCAACCAAGCACCAAAAGGGCAGCGUACAUACCAAAGGGAAAGUGUCCAGGCGCUCAAACUCUUGGGCGCAGAACUGCCAAGACAAAGUCUUGCAGCUGGAGAGUGCAAGUGCAAAGACAAAGAAGAAAUCCACUGCUGUAGCCUCCACCUCUGCCUUGAUUUCAACUAAAGUCAUGGUGGCUUUGAAUACUGCCAUUGCUCCUGUCUCUGAGCCAUCCAACUCAGUGCCAAAGCCCUGUGUUUGUCCAAAGCUGUCAUGA
Messenger RNA from Rhizoctonia solani, 1320 nucleotides. RefSeq lists its product as uncharacterized. Lineage: Eukaryota; Fungi; Basidiomycota; Agaricomycetes; Cantharellales; Ceratobasidiaceae. The transcript is spliced from 7 exons. The record is from RefSeq and is a predicted model, not a curated record. Bases 1 to 1320 code for a protein of 439 amino acids.